AUUGCCAUUUCCUCCAAAAAUUCAUCCGGAACAAGAAAAAGUCGGAAAAACUCGGUCUUUGCAGCACGAGUGCGAUGAACGCGAGGAAUCUCCGACUAUGGCAGAAAAGUUCCCUAAUUCUCGAACAAGUAUUAAUCGGGAGCAGAUUUUACAGCACGAAAUCGAAUCCAACGGUUGAUUUAAGGAAACUUCGACCCGUGAUUUUGAAGCGGAUUGAGGAACGGGCCAAGGAAUAUCCCGUCAGAGGCAUGCUUCCCUUAGCCCACGAAGUCCUCCAGGCCCGAACUGCUCUAUACGACGGCGUUUCGACCCUCAUCCACCACAUUCCCAUCUGGGCUUGCAAAUACUGCUCAGAAGUUUAUAUAGGCGAAGGCGGUCACUUAAUUCGAACAUGCCAUGGUUUCCACCGCCACGCAAAGAACAAGGUCCACAGUUGGGUUAAAGCAAACACGAACAACGUAGUAAUCCCCGUCGAAACUUUUCAUCUGCAGAAAAUGUUCCAGGAUGUAAUAAAGCACCACGAGAGAUUCGAUUACGAUCGAGUCCCAGCAAUAGUGGAGCUCUGUUUACAGGCUGGAGCAGAUUCCAAUCAUCAAAACGGGCUCGAAAAAAAUAAUAAUAUUUUAAAUUCACUGUCGGAAGACGAGUUGAGAUUCGUAGCCACGCAAACUCUGAGGGCAUGGGAAGCACUUCGAAGUGGGGUCCACAGGUUGCUGUUUGUAUAUCCGGCUAGGGUUUGUAAGCACUGUUCGGAAGUGCAUGUCGGGCCUUCGGGGCAUAAAGCCCGAAUGUGUGGGGUGUUCAAGUAUCAGAGUUUUCGUGGGGCCCAUUUUUGGGAGAAGGCAAAGGUGGAUGAUUUGGUUCCUCCGAAUAUGGUUUGGUCCAGGCGGAGACAAGAUCCGCAGAUACUUGUGGAUAAAGGAAGGGAAUAUUACGGUCAUGCCCCUGCGGUGGUGGAUUUGUGCAGUAAGGCUGGUGCUUUGGUCCCUUCGAAAUACUUUUGUAUGAUGAAACUGGAUGGAUUGACUGCUCCGAAUUGAAUGAGGUGGCGGUUUUUUUCAUGGUGCUGCUUUCGACUAGUAUAGAUAUACGAGAAGGGAGUAUUUUUCAUGGUUCCAUUGAUUUUAGAGAUUGAUUAACAAAUACAUGUGACAUUUUCUUAUAAUUUUGUCUAGAUAAUAUAUAUCCCUGUCCAAAUAAAACGGUCUCGUAGAUGCUACAUCUGGUGGUAAAAUACAUACGGUAGUUUUCUACAUUUGAUUUUAUGCAAAAUCGCACGAAUGUACACAUAUGUUGAUGUGUGUAAAUA
Messenger RNA from Erythranthe guttata (spotted monkey flower), 1309 nucleotides. RefSeq names its product APO RNA-binding protein (DUF794) (gene APO4). The record is from RefSeq and is a predicted model, not a curated record. Gene Ontology annotation, molecular function: RNA binding. NCBI's taxonomy places the organism in Eukaryota, Viridiplantae, Streptophyta, Magnoliopsida, Lamiales, Phrymaceae.